Molecule: messenger RNA, 1675 nt
Organism: Erigeron canadensis
Lineage: Eukaryota; Viridiplantae; Streptophyta; Magnoliopsida; Asterales; Asteraceae
Product: magnesium transporter MRS2-1-like
Exons: 6
Coding region: 135-1445 (436 amino acids)
Biological process (GO): transmembrane transport; magnesium ion transport
Cellular component (GO): membrane
Molecular function (GO): magnesium ion transmembrane transporter activity
Source: RefSeq, a predicted model, not a curated record
AAUUAUUUUAUCUUUUAUAAUAUUUAUUACCAGAUAAUGAAAUGAUAAUAGAUACACAAUAUUUUGUACGUAUAUGCUUCCUAAACAAUACGGUUGAUUGAUUAAUCCACUCUACACAUGCACCUACAUAAUUGAUGGGAGACCUAAAAGAGCGCCUACUACCUAAACCUGCCUCGGCAGCGAACCUCGGAGAUGCACCUUAUAGGCAGUUUGCAUCUUCUCGACAGCCAUUUCAAGCCGUGGAUGUUCUAGGCUUGAAAAAGCGUGGCCAAGGACUUCGAUCAUGGAUUCGUGUUGAUGCUUCUACGGGGGAUUCUCAAGUUAUCGAGGUCGAUAAGUUCACUGUGAUGCGACGUUGUGAUCUUCCUGCUCGUGAUCUUCGUUUACUGGAUCCGUUAUUCGUAUACCCUUCAACAAUUUUAGGCAGAGAGAAGGCGAUAGUUGUGAACUUGGAGCAGAUUCGUUGCAUUAUAACCGCCGAUGAAGUUUUGCUACUGAAUUCGCUUGAUAGUUAUGUAUUGCAGUACGUGGUGGAAUUGCAACGACGAUUGAAGGCAACCGGGACAGGUGAGGUUUGGCAGUCAGUAGGAUCUGACUUAAAUAGAUGGAGAGAAAGUAGUAGAGAUUUUGGGGAUGUAUCUGGGAACACGUCAUCUGAUUAUUUGCCAUUUGAGUUCAAGGCUCUAGAAAUCGCUCUUGAAGCUGCUUGUACGUUUCUGGAUACACAGGCAGCAGAGUUAGAAAUUGAAGCGUAUCCAUUGCUAGAUGAACUUACAUCAACAAUCAGUACUCUAAACUUGGAACGGGUUCGUAGACUUAAAAGCAGACUUGUUGCAUUGACCCGGAGGGUUCAAAAGGUAAGAGAUGAAAUUGAGCAGCUAAUGGAUGAUGAUGGAGAUAUGGCUGAAAUGUACCUGACUGAGAAGAAAAUGAAGAUGGAGUCAUUUUCAUAUGGCGGAGAUCAAUCUAUGUCUCUUUCUGCUCCAGUGUCUCCAGUUGCUUCACCUCCAGAUUUCCGAAAGCUUGAAAAAUCUUUUAGCUUUGCAAGGAGUAGGCAUGAUAGCAUGAGGAGCUCAGAAAGUACCAAGCAAAACAUUGAGGAGAUGGAGAUGCUGCUGGAGGCAUAUUUUGUUGUCAUUGACAGUACUCUUAAUAAGUUGACAUCGUUGAAGGAAUACAUUGAUGACACAGAAGACUUCAUCAAUAUUCAGUUGGAUAAUGUACGGAACCAGCUUAUACAGUUCGAAUUAUUAUUGACGACUGCUACGUUUGUGGUUGCCAUCUUUGGAGUAGUGGCGGGCAUAUUUGGCAUGAAUUUCCCGAUAACACUAUUUGACAGCCCCUCAGCUUUCGAAUGGGUAUUGCUGAUUACAGGAGUUACUGGAGUCAUCCUAUUCUGUUCAUUUUUGUGGUUUUACAAGUCUAGAAGAGUAAUGCCAUUUUAGGUGGUCAAUUUAUGAGUUUUUUAUAUAUAGUUGUGUUUUCUGCUGAGUCUGAAAUUGUAUAGGUUAAUAGUAUCAAAUGCAGUCAUUAUAUUGAUGAGUAGAUAACAUUUUAUUCAAUUAGCACCAACCAAGUUUAUUGAUUAGUACUCUGUAGUAAAAAAUAAAAAUACUACAAAGUACUAAUCGUAUGCUUUGUUUUGUUAGUUAAAAAGAAGAAGAAAGUUUGGAAA